AUGUCUUUACAGAACAAUGCUGGGGAUUCCAUGCUGCCACCAAAUCCGAUGACGCCAGCGUCAAAUUCUCUCCAUAAUGUCUUCCGCCCUCCGAAUAUUGGCCAGGCCGGUACUCCAGUUCAACCAUUCACAGUGCAACCAACAGGCCCUACACAAGUGUUCCCUAUAAUUCCUACUCAAGUGCAGCCAGGUGUUCCUACAGCAGUCGCCCAAGCAUCCCUUCGGAAUGCCCAAAAUCCGAGUGCUCCACAACUAGGCGCCAUGCAACAGUUUCCACCAAAUAUCCAUUUUCCGCAAGGACAAAUGCCUCCAGUGCCAGCCAGACAUUUCGCAGGAGCUUCGCAGCCUCCAACGCCACCCUCCGUUGUUCUACCACCACAACCUCCCCUAGCUGGACAGAUCCCUCCUGCACAGGGCGCAGCAAUUGGCCUUCCGCCACGUCCCGUUUCUCCUCCACCUCUUCCUCCGCGCGUUGAGAUCAUCAACGCACAGGCAGCGAACUCCUCCCUCGAGCAGUUAGGAUGUGGAUUUGACUGGCUGACAAACACUUGCAAAGACGUGUUUAAUAUCGGAUGGUGCGGACAAUGUCACGACUUCGGGAACAUAUUUGUGCAUGACUGCAAAUGUGUGCGACCACUAAUUGUCCUGCCACGACCGCCCCAACCACAGCCUCGAUCACCGCACUCACUGUUCAGUAUGAUCUAA
This is a messenger RNA of Cooperia oncophora, 705 nucleotides long. NCBI's taxonomy places the organism in Eukaryota, Metazoa, Nematoda, Chromadorea, Rhabditida, Trichostrongylidae. The record is from the annotation of a GenBank genome assembly.